Messenger RNA from Coccinella septempunctata (seven-spotted ladybird), 2382 nucleotides. RefSeq names its product neprilysin-2-like. Gene Ontology annotation, cellular component: plasma membrane. Gene Ontology annotation, molecular function: metalloendopeptidase activity. Gene Ontology annotation, biological process: protein processing. The record is from RefSeq and is a predicted model, not a curated record. Lineage: Eukaryota; Metazoa; Arthropoda; Insecta; Coleoptera; Coccinellidae. Bases 127 to 2319 code for a protein of 730 amino acids. The transcript has 11 exons.
CUCCAGAUUCGACGAAAUUCUCUCAAUGUUAACUUCAAUUAUAAAAGAAGUGUGGGAUCUGAAUAAAUUGAACAAAAUUCGUCUUUUCUAUUCAGUAGUGUCGAGACAUUGUAAAGGUUAGGUAUAAUGCCAGACAAACACAGUUCAAUGAAAAACCGCGAAACAUGGCUAGGACGAAGGACUACGAUGGAAAAAAUUCUUACGGCAAUCUUGAUUUUAGCUUUAUUAGGAUUUAUUAUUGUUGCAGUUGUCUCAUAUGGAAAGUUUUCAUCUAAUUCUAAGGUCUCAAAUAUAUGCCAAACUGAAGGAUGCGUUACUACAGCAGCGAACAUUUUGCGAAAUAUGAAUCCAAAAGUGGACCCUUGCGAAGAUUUCUAUGAGUUCGCUUGUGGUAGAUAUAUCGAAAAUAAUUUUAUUCCUGAGGAUGAAGUGGAGAUAGUCAGCUUUUCUGAAGUAGGUGAUCGAAUCGAUGAGAACUAUAGAAACUUAUUAGAAAAGCCUAUUGAUGAAAAUGAGAUUGUCCCUUUUCAAUACACGAAGAAACUGUACCGAAUGUGUAUGAACUACUCAAAAACAGAACAAGAAGAUUUCAAACUAUUCAAAAGCAUGAUGAAGGAAUUAGGAGGUUGGCCAGUACUAGAGGGGAAUUACUGGAAUGAGAAAGCCUUCGACUGGAAAGCAACCCAAUACAAUUUCAGGAAAUUAGGAUUCAGUCACACUCAGCUCAUUAGCUCAUACGUGGGAGUAGACGCAAAGAAUUCUACGAAAAGAAUUUUCACUAUAGGACAGCCUUGCUCAGGUUUCGCUAAAUUGUUGAAAAAAGGGAUGAAUGAAACACUUGUGAGAGCUUAUUAUGAAUAUUUGGUAGAUAUUGCUAUUCUUUAUGGAGCUGAUAAGAAUCAAGCUGUUAAGGACAUGAAGCAGUACCUGGAGUUCCGCAUCGAACUAGCUAAGAUAAUGUCCCUGCCAGAAGAAAGGAGAAAUGCCAGUCUCGAGUACAAUAAAAUGACCAUAAGAGAACUCCAGGUCAACUAUCCAAGUAUUCCAUGGUUACAAUACAUCAACACAAAAUUGGAACCUUUCGUUACCUUGACAUAUGAUGAUUAUGUUGUUGUUACAGAGCCAGAAUACAUAGGAAAGCUUGAGAAGUUAUUGGCUGUAACGCCUAAGAGAGCUAUUGCCAACUACCUUUUCGUUUAUAUAGCAGAAUAUCGCCAUUUCAACGAUGAUAUGAGGAAAAGAGCGUUGGAGUUCGAAAAAAUUUCUUAUGGGGUUGAAGCGGAUGUGCCCCAGUGGAGAAAAUGUGUAUACGGCAACAGUUUACAUCUUGCUCAGUCAGCUAUGUACGUGCGACAUUUCAUGAAAGGCAAAUCGAAAAAUUCUGUUCAUGAACUGUUAAAAGAUAUCAAAUCAACAUUCAUGGAAAAUUUGAAGAAAAACACAUGGAUGGAUCACAAGACAAAGAAGAGAGCGAUACAAAAAGCUGAAGCAAUGAGGUCGUACGUUGGGUAUCCGGAUGAACUGUUAGACGAUGAAGAAAUCGAAAAAUAUUACGAAGGGUUAGUGAUCGACGAAGACAGCUUGCUGAAAACUUCUCUUGCGAAGUCAAUUUGGUACAGGAAUAAAUAUCUCAGAAAAUAUUAUGAACCAUAUGAAAAGAAUGAUUGGAAAGACAAAGCUUUUCCAACAAUGGUGAACGCCUUUUAUGAACAAACUGACAACAGUAUUGUUAUACCUUCAGGAAUAUUACACCAACCGUUUUUCGACUAUGAUAGACCUCAAUAUUUGAAUUAUGGAUCGAUUGGUUUCGUCAUCGGUCACGAAAUCAUCCAUGGCUUUGAUGAUCAAGGAAGGCAAUACGACAAAUUCGGAAAUCUGGUAGAUUGGUGGGAACCAUCUUCAAACAAGAGUUUCCAGGAGAAAGCCGACUGUAUGAUUCAACAGUACGCCAAUUACACGAACGAAAAAAUAAAUAUGUCUCUCAACGGUAUCAAUACUCAGGGGGAGAAUAUAGCCGACAACGGUGGAAUAAAAAUUGCAUAUGCGGCUUAUCAAAAAUGGUUAACGCGUAACAAACCUGAACUUCAGUUACCCGGAUUGAAAUAUACACCUCAGCAGCUAUUUUGGAUCUCUGCAGCAAAUGUUUGGUGCUCUAAAACAAGACCUGAGUUCGAAAAACUGAUGAUAAUGAAUGAUUAUCACUCCCCCAACUACUAUAGGAUCAUUAUACCUUUCUCGAACUCUGGAAACUUCGCGAGAGAUUUCAGUUGCCCACUUGGUAGUAGGAUGAAUCCAAAGUAUAAAUGUCGCCUAUGGUGAUAAAAAAUAUAUUAAACAGAAAAUAACAUGUAACAUUUUUUGAAUAAAUUUCUCUUUCAAUUC